UUGGGGAAAAAAAAGGAACUGCCCAACCGGUUCAAACCGACCGAUUGGUGUGGUUCGGUAUAUCGAUCCCCUCUCUCGCCAUUACCACCAGAUUCAGAUCUUCCCCUCUCGCCGUCGUCCACUCGCCGUCGCGAUCAGAUCUCCCUCUCGCCGCCGUGUUCAGAUCCCUCACUCGCCGUCGUCCGUUCGCCGAUCGUGUGAAGUAAUCAAAGGGAGAGACCCAAUCGCGGGAAUCUCCGCAAUUGCUUCUCAGCAAUGGCGACCACUGCUUGUUUCAUCAUCGUCAGUAGGAACGAUAUCCCCAUUUAUGAAGCUGAAGUUGGAUCCGCUGCUAAAAGAGAGGAUUCUGCUCAGCUUCAUCAGUUUAUAUUGCAUGCGUCCCUUGACAUUGUUCAAGACCUGGCAUGGACUACUAGCGCUAUGUUCUUGAAAGCAGUCGAUAGGUUCAAUGAUUUGGUGGUGUCUGUAUAUGUAACCGCUGGUCAUACACGAUUAAUGUUACUUCAUGACUCUCGCAAUGAUGAUGGAAUCAAGAGCUUUUUUCAAGAGGUUCAUGAGCUCUAUAUAAAGACUAUACUAAAUCCCCUCUACUUGCCUGGAUCCCGCAUCACAUCUUCACAUUUCGACACAAAAGUCCGUGCGCUCGCAAGGAAGUAUCUCUAGUGCUCACCGUGAUUGCAGACCAGACGGGCUUGUGACGAUGGGCUUCAAAGUUUCUAGCAGCCUCAAGUUUCCUUCAAUUCCCUAUCAUUUUGAUCUUUGAUAUAUAGUCCCGACAUUAUUCGACUCGGCUCAGUAGUUAAAGUAUUAUUGCUCAUUGUGUAUUAUUGUCUUCAAUAUAACUUGAUUACGAGUAUGAAAUUGCACUUUACAGCAUUGAUGUAAUAAUGUCCUCCCCUCUCCCUUCCACUCAUCUCUUUAUAGUUGAGAGUAUUGUGUUUCAUAUUCCACAAGGCAUGGAUAUUAAAAUCAUGCCACAAAUAUGCUCAGGAGACAGCCCUUUUCUUUUAA
Molecule: messenger RNA, 1011 nt
Organism: Momordica charantia (bitter melon)
Lineage: Eukaryota; Viridiplantae; Streptophyta; Magnoliopsida; Cucurbitales; Cucurbitaceae
Source: RefSeq, a predicted model, not a curated record